Molecule: messenger RNA, 4263 nt
Organism: Chanos chanos (milkfish)
Lineage: Eukaryota; Metazoa; Chordata; Actinopteri; Gonorynchiformes; Chanidae
Gene: rpgrb
Product: retinitis pigmentosa GTPase regulator b
Exons: 16
Coding region: 49-4263 (1404 amino acids)
Source: RefSeq, a predicted model, not a curated record
CUGGUUGCCCGGACAGCCAGCCAGUUUAUAAUCAGAUUAAACUGGGCAAUGGCUGGAGAAACAGAGGACGAAAUACCUGAAUCUGGAGCAGUCUUCACCUUUGGAAAGAGUAAAUUUGCUGAUAAUAUCCCCAGUAAAUUCUGGCUCAAAAACGACUCACCUCUUAGGAUAUCUUGUGGGGACGAGCAUACAGCAUUAAUAACAGAAAAUGGAAAGCUGUUUAUGUUUGGCAGUAAUAACUGGGGUCAAUUAGGCUUGGGAACAAAGACUGCUGUGAAUAAGCCAACUUGUGUGAAAGCACUGAAGUCUGAGAAGGUGAAGCUUGCUGCUUGUGGAAGAACUCACACACUUGUUUACACAUCACAAGGCAACUUGUAUGCUGCUGGUGGAAAUAAUGAAGGCCAGUUAGGUCUCGGUGACUGUGAAGAGAGGACCUCUUUUGAGCUUGUGGACUUUUUUGGCAAGCAUGGACCAAUCAAAAUGCUUGCUGCUGGCUCUAACACAUCUGCUGCCCUCACAAAUGAUGGGAAACUGUACAUGUGGGGUGACAACUCUGAAGGUCAGAUUGGAUUAGGGAGACAGAGCAAUGCCUUGAGUCCUCAGGAAGUAAACAUCGGGAGACCCGUGUCCUGGAUUUCCUGCGGAUACUACCACUCUGCCUUUGUCACUGUCGAUGGGGCCUUAUUCACUUUUGGAGAGAGAGACAGUGGGAAGCUGGGACUGUCCACAGAGAAGCUGGCCAGUCACAAGGUGCCUCAGCGAGUGGAUGGCAUUCCUAACCAGGUUCUCCAGGUGGCCUGUGGAGGAGGGCACACAGUGGCUCUCACAGAGGAAGAGCUGUACUCGUUUGGCCUCGGUCAGUUUGGGCAGCUCGGUCAUGGUACCUUCAUCUUUGAGGCUCGUCUUCCCAGAGUCGUUGAACACUUUAAAAAAGGAAGAGUGCAACAUGUGGAAUGUGGAGAGAACCACACUGCUGUGGUCACAGACAGUGGCCUUCUGUACACGUUUGGGGAUGGACGUCAUGGUAAACUGGGUCUUGGAGAGGAGAACUUCACCAACCAGUUCAAACCAACACUGUGUCCUCGAUUCCUCAGAUAUCAUGUGCAAUCCGUGUCAUGUGGGGGCUGUCACAUGAUUGUGUUGGCCAGACCAAGGGUAAAAGGCUCAGAGGAUAUGGUCCUGGAAGAUGAUGAUGUUACUGAGGACUACUUGGAGAAAUCCUUUACAGAGCUGUUAGGGGACACAUCCACUCCCGCCACCCUGCGCAGGAGCAUGUCAGCACGGGUCAGACGCAGAGAGAGGGAACGCUCUCCAGAGCAGUUUGGGCUGAUGUUCCGCACCCUCCCCCCACUGACUUCCGGCUACCUCAACUCCUCCCUGUCUGUGCCCAGUCAGACUAUGCCCUCUCAGCUGCCGCCCACUGACCUACACAACAAAAGUAAUCAGAACAGUUCUCCAAUGACGAAGGAGAGGGUGCUGGAUAAGAAAAGCGCUGUUGUAGCAGACAUUGAGGACAAUGAGAAUGAAAAGGAUUUGGGAGACACCACUGACCUGCUGAAUGUGACUCAUGUUAUGAAGAUGGACCCCGUUGAUAAUACGCUAACAUUGUCUCCAGUUCAGAAGAAGAAAGUUAAGGUUUUGAAAGGACAUGGUAAGGAAGUGGGGCACGCCCACUCUGAGGGGAGGGCAGACCUAGCACCUCGUCGGGCGCUCCCCACAGAGUUACUGAGGAGCUCCAGUGACAGGUCUCUGUUGAGUGACACAUCAGUUGCUAAGAGUCCUAAGAGUCAGAGCAGAGCCAGUGGUAAGGAGAACGUUCUCUUAGCUGUGGAGGACAGCAAGACUGUUCGGCAUAAAGUGGAGAGCAGCAAGAUGAGAAGAGGAGCACAGUCACCAAGUCGAGCCAAGAUCAGUAGGGCUGAAGCCAAAGCUCACUCACCUGUAUCCACAAAAUCAGAGAAAGGUUUACUGACUGAGACUGAAAAUAAAGUAAAAACAGCGACUAAAGAGUCAAAAGGAAGGGCUCAGACCACCAGUCAGCAGAAAGAAGGUGAACGCAAGGUAAAGUCUGAGGUUUCUAAGACUAAGGAAAGCCCUCAGGCACAAAGCCAAGGAGAUAUUACUCAGGCUAUGCCUGAAACACUCUUGCCAGACCGGAAAAGACAAGCAAAAGUGGUCAAAAGUAAGGAAAAAGAGGUGAAGAUGCAUGCCCAAGGAACAGAACGUCCAAGGGUGGAACGUCAGCCUGCGCAGAUUAAGACCUCUGCAAAAGGUAAAAUCCCAGCAGUGAAAGAGAUAGCGCUUCAGGCCACACCUAAACGUAUCAAUGAAAAAAGCAAAUCUGGGCAAAUUGAAACUAAAAAGACAGAUAAAAAGACAGAAAUGAAGUCAGAUUCACAACGCCUUAAAGAACCAGUGGAGGCCGGGACAGGUGGCAAAAAACCUGUCGAAGUUCAGACUGUUAAAACAAAGACCCCCUCCCCUAAACCUGAGGCAAAAAAGACAACAAAAAUGCAAAGCAAGGGACCCAUUAUGGUCUCUGAAGUUGCUGCUGUGCCAACCAGUGGUGUGAAAUCCAAAUCUGAUGGGGCUUUAGGUCCUAAACCGGAUUCAGGACCAGAGCAGACACAGAUUAAUCCCCUCACAGAGGUGACCACCCUAAUCCAAGAAAUGGGAAUGGACAGCUCAGCACGAUUGCUGAGGGAAGCUGCGACUAGCCAGUUGAUGCCCAAAUCACGGAGCCCUGACUCGUUCCAAUCCACACCUCAGAAGCAAGCCAGGAAGGAGAAAGUCACCAAACAGAAGUCCGUUUCAGACCUCUCACCUGGUGGGUCCUCUGAGGCCAGUUCUCCAGGGAGAGCACCGGGCAAGAGGACAGCUGUGGCCAUCAAUAUAAUCCCAGAGCCAGGACUUUCUGACGAAGAGACAGAGAGAAGCAGUUCUCAGUACGACUCCAAAGAGAGUGGGGUGGAGGAGGAAGAGGAGGAAGAGGCCAGUGAGAUGAGUAGACAGGAGGAAGAGAAUGGAGAAUUUGAUCAGGGUGAGGAAAGCAAGAUGAGCGAAGUUGAGGAGCAAGAGAGUGGGGAAGAAUCAGAUAGUGAGCUGGAGAACAAAAGCAAGGGAUCAGUGUCAGAAGAAGAGGGAGAGCAGGAAGAAGAGGGCGAGCAGGAAGAAGAGGAGGAAGAGGAGGAUGGAGAGAACAAAGAGUCAGUGGAGAAAGAAAGUGAAGAGGAAGAAGACGGAGAAUCAGAUGGGACAGGUGAUGGAAGUGAGUUAGAGGAGAAUAGUGGAGCGGAGGUGGAAAGCCAAGAUGAAGGAGAGGAGCAUGAGAUGGAGAGUGGUGCGGAAGAUGAAGAGACAGGGGAUAAAGAAGAGAGAGAAGAGGAAGAAGGGGAGAGUGAAAAAGAGGAAGAAGAUGACAAUGAAGAGGGACAAGAGGAGGAUGAAGAGAGUGGGGCAGAAGAGGAAGAGGAAGGUGGAACCGAGGAAGGGGAAGAGGAAGAGGGUAAAGAAGAGAGUGAGGGUGAGGAAGAGGCAAAGGAAGAGAGUGAAGAAGAAGCUGAGGAGGAAGAGGAGGAGGGGGAGGAGGAAGAAGAAAGGGAUGAGAAGACUGAGGAUGAGAGUGGUGAAGAGGAAAAUGAUGAAAAAGAGGAUGAUGAGGAAGCAGAGGAGGAGGGAGAAGAGGAGGAAGAGGAGGAGGAGGAGGAGGAAGAAGAAAAGGAUGAGAAGACUGAAGAGAGUGGAGAAGAGGAAGCAGAGGAAGAGGGAGAAGAGGAGGAUGAGCAGGAAGAGGAGGAGGAAGAUGGUGACAAGGAAGAAAAGGAAGAAGAAGAAGAGGAGGAAGAAGAAGAAGAAGAGGAAGAAGAAGAGGAGGAGGAAAAUGAGCAAGAGGAAGAAGAAGAAGAAGAGGAGGAGGAAAAUGAGCAAGAGGAAGAAGAGGAUAAUGAUGAAGAAGAAAAAGUGGAGGAGGAAGAGGAAAAUGAGGAGGAGGAGGGUGAUGAAGGAAAAGAGGAAGAAGAGGAAAAUAAGGAGGCAGAAGAAGAGGAGGAGGAGGAGGAGGAGGAGGAAGAAAAAACAGAGAAACGAGUGAAAGGGAAGGAAAAAAUGUCUGGAUCUCUCAAAGAAAUGCAAAAAACUACACGAGUAAAGCAGCCAGCUAAAGCUAAGAAGAGCUCGUCAAGGAGAGGCCGGUCUGACAGUGACUCUCAAGAAUCCCAGCAGUUCUGGGACGACGUCCUACCUCAGUACCUCAAUCUGAAAUAA